GGGUUACUUACUGGUGCCCUCCUCCACUGUCUCCGCCUGAGCAGUCUUCGUCUGCUGCGCAGCGUCCUCUAAGAUGCCAUCGUUUAUCUUGGGGAACGCGGUAUUGACUGCGUUUGAGGCCUCCUCAGUAAAAUUGACUGGAGGGGCAGGCGCGGGGACCGGGGCGGCGAUGUCAGUAACGGUGGCCUCGGGUGCCGCGGUCACUACAGGAGCAGUCUCGGCAGCGACGGCUUCGCUCUCACCCUUGGCGACAGUUUCAGGGAUGGUGGUCUCGGGCGCUGCAGUUACACCAGUGUCUGCACCAGCAGCGACGGCUUCAACUUCGCUUUCGUCCUUGGUAACUGUUUCGGGGACGACAGCCUCAGGCGCAGUGGUGUCAGUGACGCCUGCCUCGGUAGCGACAGCUUCGAGCUCACUGUCGCUCUUGGUGACUGUUUCCUCGACCUCGUUGGCGGGUACACUGUUCCGGAGAGAAAAAUGUCAGUGUCAUUGUGCGAAACAAGCCUGCGAUGACGAAACAACAGCACAAUGUGGGUGCGAUUGAGUUCUACUCACACAUUUUUGGGGGCAUCGACUGCUUUCUUCGCGGCAGCGGCAGCACCGCCGCUCUUCUUGCCCUUGUUCUUGUUCUUU
Aspergillus vadensis CBS 113365 is the source of this 633-nucleotide messenger RNA. RefSeq lists its product as uncharacterized. Lineage: Eukaryota; Fungi; Ascomycota; Eurotiomycetes; Eurotiales; Aspergillaceae. The transcript has a single exon. Bases 74 to 544 code for a protein of 156 amino acids. The record is from RefSeq and is a predicted model, not a curated record.